Homo sapiens (human) is the source of this 2598-nucleotide messenger RNA. RefSeq names its product zinc finger protein 768 (gene ZNF768). The transcript is spliced from 2 exons. Gene Ontology annotation, cellular component: chromosome; nucleus. Gene Ontology annotation, biological process: transcription by RNA polymerase II. Gene Ontology annotation, molecular function: DNA binding. Lineage: Eukaryota; Metazoa; Chordata; Mammalia; Primates; Hominidae. The record is from RefSeq and is a predicted model, not a curated record. The coding region runs from base 391 to 2085 and encodes 564 amino acids.
GGAGGAACGGGAGCGGGCGCGCGCAGGUGCCGGGGAGCGGAGUUCCUGGAGGGGGUCCCAGGCUCAAGGACCUCGGCGAGGCCAAGGGGAGUCCGUCCCGGUUCCCGAGGCGCUGCCGGAGCUGACCCGGAGGCCCGGGAGGGGAGGGAGCGAGACACCGCCCCCGCUGGCGCCGGGAAGCGUCGCUCCUUCUCGCUGACCUUGGUCUCGCUUGUCGCCUCGCCCUUGGCCACACGCACCGACGACGCGGGGCCCGGGAGAUGGACAGACGGGCCUCUGGAGGGACGGAGACCUAGAACAUAGGCACACACACUGCCCCGGUAGCCCCGCGGGCUCCGGGGCGUCCGGUCCUCACCCACCCCGUGGCCGGGCCCCUCCAGCCCAGGGUUAAUGCCAACGAGUUUCCACCUCCAGCGGCUCCUAGAGAGGCCGCGGCGCGAGCCGGCGGGGGGACCUGGCCGCGGACGGACACUUCCUGUGCGGGGGAGGGUGGGGGGGUGCUGGGCGGCCGUUGGACAGUGCAGCCCAGCCCGGGGCCGGGGUCCAGAAGGCAACAUGAGUGAGAAUGAGGAAGAGGAAAUUUCUCAGCAAGAAGGCAGUGGGGACUAUGAAGUCGAAGAGAUACCAUUUGGGCUUGAACCCCAGAGCCCUGGGUUUGAGCCACAAAGCCCAGAGUUUGAACCCCAAAGCCCCAGAUUUGAGCCUGAAAGCCCGGGGUUUGAGUCCCGAAGCCCUGGGCUUGUGCCCCCAAGCCCUGAGUUUGCACCCAGAAGCCCUGAAUCAGAUUCUCAGAGCCCUGAGUUUGAAUCCCAGAGCCCUAGGUAUGAACCCCAAAGCCCUGGCUAUGAACCUCGGAGCCCCGGGUAUGAACCCCGGAGCCCUGGCUAUGAAUCUGAGAGCUCUAGAUAUGAAUCCCAGAACACUGAGCUCAAAACCCAAAGCCCAGAAUUUGAAGCUCAAAGUUCCAAAUUCCAGGAAGGUGCGGAGAUGCUUCUGAACCCCGAGGAAAAGAGUCCUUUGAAUAUCUCCGUAGGAGUUCACCCCCUGGACUCCUUCACUCAGGGGUUUGGGGAGCAGCCCACAGGGGACCUGCCCAUAGGGCCACCUUUUGAGAUGCCCACAGGGGCCCUGCUGUCUACACCGCAGUUUGAGAUGCUUCAGAAUCCCCUGGGUCUCACAGGAGCCCUUCGAGGUCCAGGUCGGCGGGGUGGCCGGGCCAGGGGUGGGCAGGGCCCUCGGCCUAACAUCUGUGGCAUCUGCGGGAAGAGCUUCGGGCGGGGCUCCACCCUGAUCCAGCACCAGCGCAUCCACACCGGUGAGAAGCCCUACAAAUGUGAGGUCUGCAGCAAGGCCUUCUCCCAGAGCUCUGACCUCAUCAAACACCAGCGCACCCACACUGGCGAGCGGCCCUACAAAUGUCCCCGUUGCGGCAAGGCCUUCGCCGACAGCUCUUACCUGCUUCGCCACCAGCGCACUCACUCUGGCCAGAAGCCCUACAAGUGCCCACAUUGUGGCAAGGCCUUCGGCGACAGCUCCUACCUCCUGCGACACCAGCGCACCCACAGCCACGAGCGGCCCUACAGCUGCACCGAGUGCGGCAAGUGCUAUAGCCAGAACUCGUCCCUGCGCAGCCAUCAGAGGGUGCACACCGGUCAGAGGCCCUUCAGCUGUGGCAUCUGCGGCAAGAGCUUCUCCCAGCGGUCGGCCCUUAUCCCCCAUGCCCGCAGCCACGCCCGGGAGAAGCCCUUCAAGUGCCCUGAGUGCGGCAAGCGCUUUGGCCAGAGCUCGGUGCUGGCCAUCCACGCCCGCACCCACCUGCCAGGCCGCACCUACAGCUGCCCCGACUGCGGCAAGACCUUCAAUCGCUCCUCCACUCUCAUCCAGCACCAGCGCUCCCACACGGGCGAGCGGCCCUACAGGUGCGCCGUGUGCGGCAAGGGCUUCUGCCGCUCCUCCACGCUUCUGCAGCAUCACCGGGUCCACAGUGGCGAGCGGCCUUACAAGUGCGAUGACUGCGGAAAGGCCUUCUCCCAGAGCUCCGACCUCAUCCGCCACCAGCGGACCCACGCGGCGGGCCGGCGCUGACCUGGGGCCCCAGCAGGGGUGGGAGGUGUGGGCAGAAGAUAAGGGGCCAGGGAGCUAGAGGAACCUUUAGGGAGGAUAGUGGAGAAGCCGCAGGAGAAUGGAGGAGCUGAGGAUGCUGGAAGAAGAGAACCAGGGUGGAGGAAGUGACAUGCCCUGGAGACUUGUGGGAAGUGGGUUGGAGGGAGGCCAGGCCGGCAGCGGGAGGCCCUGGGAGAAAUGGAGAGAGGUCAGCGGAGGGCUGGCCUCAGCCGCGGCUCCUUGGUGGGUGCCUGGCUUGGCAACUGCUAGAGCAGGGAGGGGGGAGGGCAGGGGAUUACCUAAUUAGAGUGGGUUAGCUUAGAUUGGUAGCUGCUGAAACUCUCGUUGAGUCAGGAGCGGGUAAAAGGUAGGUGGGGUGGGGAGUGGGGCCCCGGGGUGGGGCCUGGGCCUCUGCGUGCAAACCCCAGCCUCCCUCUUCUUCCUCAGGCUUUGGAGCCCCUGAGUUUGAGUUCAAUAAAAACUUUAUGUGGUAAA